This is a messenger RNA of Agrilus planipennis (emerald ash borer), 850 nucleotides long. RefSeq lists its product as uncharacterized. The record is from RefSeq and is a predicted model, not a curated record. NCBI's taxonomy places the organism in Eukaryota, Metazoa, Arthropoda, Insecta, Coleoptera, Buprestidae. Bases 196 to 789 code for a protein of 197 amino acids. The transcript is spliced from 6 exons.
GUUUUGAUUUAGUUGUAGCCUGUUUUCUUCGUCGAGGCUGAAGCUUAUGAGAACGCUUAUGCUGAGGGAUGAUGGAUGGACCGACUACAAGGUUGUUUUCGUAGUUGUGGCUGAAGUUUGUAGGGAUGUUCCUGCUGAGGGAUGAUCGGCGGAUUGCAAAGGUUGGUUUCGUCGUCGUGACUGAGGCUCAUUGGAAUGUUCGUGCUAAGGGAUGAUCGCUGGACUACAAGGUUGGUUUCGUCGUCAUGGCUGAAGCUUAUUGGAAAGUUCGUGCUAAGGGAUGAUCGAUGGACCACAAGGAUCUUUUCGUAUUCUUUCCUGGACUCCUGCCCUGAGAUUAGUUGGGAGAACCAUCCUGAGAAAACAACGAUGUCUCAAACUGGUGAGGACCACGACUUCGGCACCAGCGUCAAAGGGAGGUACUUUCCUGGAUGUCCUUCACCAUCCGUCCAUGAAGGCUUCAACCGGGAGUGUCGGUCGCGAAUAUUUCGGGAGUGUAGGUACUGGAGCUUCCAAAUUUGGACUUGGAAGCUUCCAAUCCGCGGGAUUUCGGAGUUUCCGUGGUGCUGCGUCUCGGAAACUUCGAAAUUCGAAUCUCGAGGUCUCCAAACCAAUGAACCUUCGGGUUUAUAUGUUUUGGAGACCAUGAGAUUCGAAUUUCGAUGUUUUUGGGGCGCAGUAUCUCGGAAACUUCGACAUUUCGUGUAUUGGGGACUUCCUAGUUCAAAUUUGGGGGCUUCCAGCUUCCGGGCCUUGUCCCGGACGGUCUUCGAAUUAACAAAACACUAAACGCUAAACCUGGUAGGCGUGAAAAAUUCAUUUUUUUUAUAAAUAAAACACAGUGUAAGGA